Molecule: messenger RNA, 377 nt
Organism: Dentiscutata erythropus
Lineage: Eukaryota; Fungi; Glomeromycota; Glomeromycetes; Diversisporales; Gigasporaceae
Source: the annotation of a GenBank genome assembly
UUACUACAUUUUCACCUGAUACUACUACAAUUUUUGAAUCUAAUACUGAACAACAAUUUUAUCAAUUUGCUGAAGUUCCUGAAAAUAUAACUGAUAUUCAUUUUCCUAUACUAACUACUGAGUUCUCUUUUUCUUCAAACAAGUUAGACACUGAUAGUAUCAAUGAAUUAGUGCUAUUUAGAGCUCCUCUUUCUUAUCUAACCGAGAAACAAAAACAAAUUCGCUCUUCUACCCCAGAAACUAUUUUCAACGUAGAGCAAGGAAAUUUAUUUAAUAACAACAACAACCAAGUUGAAUAUAUUCCAAUAUACCCGACUCCUAUUGUAAAUUAUUGGGAAGUAGACCAACCCCAAGAUAGGACUGAAAUUGACUCUUGA